GCAAGUUCAGUUGCAUUGCUUCACUUUCUCCAGUUCUGUUUGUGCAUUCCAAAAAUAUCAUGAAUAUUAUGACAUUAAAGAAUAUGCUGGUAUGCCCUCAUGAUCUUUCAUGUCUAGGUCAAUCCUCAACUUUGCAUAUUGAGGCAUUUUCACCCCAAUAGGCUGAGCGAGCCUGCUUCUCAGCCUCCAGGAACAAGAACAAUCACUAGAAAGGAAGAAAGAAGAGUUGGGAGUAGCAUAACAGAUGGAGGAUAUUUUCCAAUGGUGCAGGGAGGGCAAUGCCUUUCAAGUGAGAGUUUGGCUGGAUGACACAGAAAAUGACCUCAAUCAAGGAGAUGAUCAUGGAUUCAGUCCCCUACACUGGGCAGCCAGGGAAGGAAGAAGGAAUAUUGUGGAGAUGCUGAUUCAAAGAGGAGCACGAAUAAAUGCUACCAAUCGUGGUGAUGACACUGCCUUGCACCUUGCUGCUGCACAUGGUCAUAGAGAUAUUGUCCAUUUGCUUUUAAGGAACAAGGCAGACAUCAACUUCAUCAAUGAGCAUGGAAACGCUCCUCUUCACUAUGCAUGUUUCUGGUCAUAUAAUGCCAUUGCAGAAGACCUUGUCAAUGAGGGAGCCCUUGUUUCCAUAUCCAACAAGUAUGGAGAAACCCCUCUUGACAAGUGCAAGGGGGCCAUGGCAAAACAUCUUCAUGAUUUGGCUGUGGAGAAUGGACAAGAUUUGAAAAAAGUUGGCUUCAAGGACCAGAGUUGGUUGGGUCUCAAGACUCGAAGUCGUGAUGCCACUUUAUCAAGACAUAAGGGGAUUGCAUACAAUGAUCUACACCUGGAGGUGAAGAUUGGUGGGUCUCCUUCAGGAGAUGUUUGGAGAGGGCGUUGGCAAGGCAAUGAGAUUGUGGCCAAAGUGCUGGCAGUCAGAGAGAUAACACCACGGGUGCAGAGAGCAUUCAAUGAGGAGUUCCCAAAGCUGAGGAUAUUUUCUCACCCAAACAUCUUGCCAGUGAUUGGAGCCUGCACAGAGGCACCACAGCUGUAUGUCAUCUCCCAGUAUAUGCCACAUGGGUCUCUGUUCAACGUUUUGCAUGGAGGACGCACUGGGAUUGUCUUAGACAUGGGUCAGAUCCUCAGGUUUUCCUCUGACAUUGCCCGAGGAAUGGCCUAUCUCCAUUCACUUGAAAAACCUAUCCCUAGAGUUUUCCUCAACAGCAAGCAUGUCAUGAUUGAUGAGGACUUGACAGCAAGGAUCCACAUGGGAGAUGCCAAAUUUUCUUUCCAGGAGAAAGGAAAGAUAUUCAGUCCUCAGUGGGUUGCACCAGAAGCCUUGCAAAAGAAAGCAGAAGACAUCAAUGUGAAGGCUGCUGACAUGUGGAGUUAUGCCAUUCUCCUUUGGGAACUGGCCACACGUCAAGUCCCUUUUGCUGAAUACUCACCCAUGGAAGCUGGCAUGAAGGUUGCCUUGGAGGGUCUGCGUGUGACGAUUCACCCUGGGAUAUCUCAACACAUGGCAAAACUCCUCCGCAUCUGCAUGAAUGAGGACCCUGGCAAGAGACCUAAUUUUGAUAUGCUCCUCCCCAUUUUAGAUAAAAUGAAAGCUGUCUGAUGUGUCCAACUUUUCUCCCACUUUUCCCUGUCCUCAGGUUCCUUGUAAUUCACCUACCCAGAUUCAUUGCCCCUCAUUUUAAUCUCUGCAUCAUCCUCCUUGGCAGACCAUGACAGAAUUUCAUUUUGGAUUUUAUGAAAUGAUUAUAACAGAAUCCCUGGAACAAGUAGCAGAGGCCAACUAAGGAGAGCUCUUGUUUUAUGUCUGCAGGCUUUUUGAUCUUGUACUCUGUUGCAACUCUUCUUUCACUUCAAGGUACAAACUCAUGAAAGAUGAAAUAUGUAAUAUGCCAAAAGGAAUUGUGUCUCCAACUUCCUUGUAAAUGUUCACCCUUCAUUGUGUGUGAUGUUUGAAGUCAGCCAUGAAGCUCUUUUAUAUCAUAGUUGAAUCUCUGUGAUUCAGGUCAAUGUUUAUACAUUUCGGAUGACUCUGUGCCUAGAUUACUAUACUUUAGUACUUCAAAAUGUCCGUUAUGCAAUCUACUGUCUUACUGCUGAUGACUAUCCUUGAGAAUUGCUUUUUUUUGUGUGUGCCAUUGUUUUGUUGGUGAUGAUAAUAUCCUGAGACAGCUACAUUUUGAACACAUCUUGCAAACAAGAGGACUUCCCUUGCAUGCUUAAUAAAUAGUUUCCUUGAUGAAAGUCAGUUGAAGAAGAAUGUGUCAUAGAUGACAGCUGAGUGUUGAGAGGUGCUCUUUGAGUAGAUGCAAUGCUGAUGAUGUGUCUGUUUCCAUGUUCCUGCCUCACAAAAAUUGCACAAAUCAUAGUUUAUGUCUACUGUCUCACCUUGGUGCUAUCAGUGUUCUGAAAUUUUUUUCAAAAUUUUUACUACCGAAACUGGACUAUUGCCACUGUACAGAAAUUGAUGGAAGAGGGUGAGUGUUUUCUUUACUGCAUUUACAAAAUGAUGCAUGUGAUUUGUUCAUCCUAGAUUCCUUGAUGGUUGUACUUGUGCCUUAUCUGACUGCCCUCCUGCAUGUUGUUGAUUGGAUUUCAUUACCUACUAUUGAUAAUCACAUUUCAUGAUUGGAGUUUUUCAAAAAGUCUCAAUUGACUUUAUUUUUUAGUAUUUAUUUUAACAUAUGUUACCAAUGAAGUUACUUCCAUCUGACUCAACUG
Messenger RNA from Darwinula stevensoni, 2715 nucleotides. The record is from the annotation of a GenBank genome assembly. Lineage: Eukaryota; Metazoa; Arthropoda; Ostracoda; Podocopida; Darwinulidae.